AUGGGUCGUCAUAAUAAGCGCAAGCGUGAGGAUGAUGACUCCGAUCCAGUCACCGAUACUAACACGAACGGCUUCGGUGUUGCAGAGACCCUGUCCCGCUUGAAUGCUCCGCCGUCGUCCACCGUGGAUGAGAACAUUGUUAACACGCCGAAAAGUCUCAAGGACGGACAAAAGCCCAGCACGAAAAGGAAACGGGUGGAUGGAGAAAAGACCAAAUACCCGGACCUGACGUAUGUGCAGGGCACUUUGAAGUCCUCGAUCAGAAUCUCCGAUCUCCAGGGCCUGCUCCUCUACUGCUUUGCCGAUGGAAUCGCGCCGCAAUGGAUUUCCAUCAAGCACUCCGGACACAUGCGAAAGGUGGUAGUCUUGAUGGUACCAGGACUCGAGAUUGGCAUGUUUGAUGGCACAAUUCCACUGGGUCCCGAUGGGAGUUCCCAGGAGGAGGCAAAGGAGGACUCGGACAUGGCUGCAGCCGAGGAAACCUCUGACGAUCGAAAUAACGUCGAUUUCGAGCGCUGGAAGCAGGGUCUUCCCCUCGAGGAUCGUUCAUCCCGUUUUAGUCCCCGUGAAUUGGAAGCGGCUUCUCUUCCUGACCCAUUGCGUCCCUUGGCCAACAUGUUUCCGCACGUCUGGCCCGUCAAAGCCCCCGGUGAUGCCAAGUACAACAAGGUGCACUCUCCGCUUCAAGCAAUACUUCUUUCGUCGCUCCCGAAAUCUAAAGAGAGUGGUGGUAGCGGGAAAGGUGCUCGGCCCUCCAAGGUCGAUAAAGGGUUUGUGCCCAAGCGCACCCCAAUCACAAGAUUCAUCAGCAACAUGGAGGAGUUGCGAGAGAACGACUAUGUCUUGCAUCCUGCGUUCUUCCUCUCCGACGAGGAUAAGGAGGCUCAGCUCUCCAUUCGUCACCAGACCGAGCAGUCGACACAACACGGAUGGGUGGAUACCGAGGUACCUUCGCUUGAAGCGGGUGAGGUGCCGGAGAGUGAGAUUGAGAGUGGUAGCAUGACCGCGGGCCGGAAUGUGCUGUCUCUUGAUUGUGAAAUGUGCCUGACAGAAGGCGGGCAGUCCGAGUUGACUCGUAUCAGCAUGGUCGGCUGGGAUGGCGAAGUCGUUUUGGAUGAACUGGUCAAACCUACGAAACCCAUCAUCGAUUAUCUCACCCGUUACUCUGGUAUCACCAAGGAGAUGCUCGACCCAGUCACUACGACGCUGGCAGACAUUCAGACCAAAUUGUUGACUCUCUUGACCCCACGCACCAUCUUGGUCGGACAUUCCCUCAACUCCGAUCUUACCGCCCUCAAGAUCACGCAUCCGUUCAUCGUCGAUACCGCUCACAUCUAUCCGCAUCCGCGUGGUCCUCCACUCAAAUGCAGUCUGAAAUGGCUCACUCAAAAAUAUCUGCAUAAAGAAAUCCAGAAAGGCACCACUGGUCACGACUCGGUGGAAGAUGCCCGGGCCGUGCUGGAGCUGGUCAAAUUGAAAUGUGAGAAAGGCGAGCUCUGGGGCACGAGUGAAGCGUCCAACGAAAGUAUCUUCCGACGCCUCGGUCGAUCGACCAAGAACGGCAGGACCACUGCCCCUGGAGAGGGACGAACCGGUGCCGUGGUGGACUGGGGCAAUCCCGAACGUGGCUUUGGAUCUCAAGCCACCGUUUCCAUUGGGUGUUGCAACGACGAGGACGUGGUGAAGGGGGUUGCCUCCGUUGUCAAAGGCGACGAGUCUAAUCCCACCAUUCCAGGCGGGGGUGUUGAUUUUACGUGGGCGCGCCUGCGCAACCUUGAGAUGACUCGAGGCUGGUGCACUCGCAUGCCCGAUGCGAACAAUGCGAAUGAGUCGACGACCCUCGUGCCCCCUCCGGAGGACACGACCCCGACCACAGGCACGUCCGAGUCUGUGACGGAUCCCACCACUCUCGCCGACUCGGUUCGCCAAACCGUUGCGGAUAUCUCCCGCAUCUAUGAGUCCUUACCCCCAUGUACCUUGUUCAUUGUCUACUCUGGCACCGGCGACCCGCGGGAAGUUGGUCGACUGCAAAAUAUGCACCGCAAGUACCGCGAGGAAUUCAAUGCCCGAAAACCGUGGGAUGAAUUGAGUGUAAAGUGGACGGAUACAGAGGAGCAAGCGCUGAAAAAGGCCUGUGAGCGCGCUCGGGAGGGUUGCGGAUUCAUGUGUGUCAAAUAG
Molecule: messenger RNA, 2178 nt
Organism: Penicillium oxalicum
Lineage: Eukaryota; Fungi; Ascomycota; Eurotiomycetes; Eurotiales; Aspergillaceae
Product: RNA exonuclease
Exons: 1
Coding region: 1-2178 (725 amino acids)
Cellular component (GO): nucleus
Molecular function (GO): nucleic acid binding; exonuclease activity
Source: RefSeq, a predicted model, not a curated record